This is a messenger RNA of Rubroshorea leprosula, 1362 nucleotides long. Lineage: Eukaryota; Viridiplantae; Streptophyta; Magnoliopsida; Malvales; Dipterocarpaceae. The record is from the annotation of a GenBank genome assembly.
CCAAAGUACUCUUUAAUUGCGUUUGAAAUAGCGAUACCACAAAGAUUCAACGUAAUGGGAGCAGUACCGAAGACCUUCAACGCCAUGGAAGAUGCUAAACUGAGCAACUCUACCAACGGCGACAACGUGCCGUAUUCUUCUCUCACAGUCGAAGCCUCCCUCUCCCUCCCGGAGAUGACUCCUCGCGUCAUCAACUUGUGCAAGGAUCUGUUCAAGAAUUGGGCGACGCUGGAUGAUUCUCGCUUCUCGGUGCAGACCGUAUCUGGUGGCAUCACAAAUUUGCUGCUUAAGGUUUCUGUGACGGAAGAAAAUGGAAACAAUGUGUCUGUGACCGUCAGAUUUUAUGGGCCUAACACGGAAUAUGUCAUUGAUCGACAACGGGAACUAAAGGCCAUCAAGUACCUCUCAGCAGCCGGUUUUGGUGCCAAAUUACUCGGAGUUUUUGGAAAUGGCAUGGUGCAAUCUUUUAUCAAUGCACGUACCUUAACCCCAUCAGACAUGAGAAAGCCAAAGCUGGCUGCUGAAAUUGCAAAGCAACUUCAUAAAUUCCAUCAAGCGGAAAUUCCAGGUUCUAAAGAACCUCAGCUGUGGAUUGACAUCUUCAAGUUCUUUGAGAAAGCAUCCACUCUUCACUUUGAAGAUAUUGAUAAGCAGAGGAUUUAUGAGACAGUUUCGUUUGAGGAAGUAAAAAAGGAACUUCUGGAGCUCAAGGAAUUAACAGGCCUUCUAAAAUCUCCAGUGGUUUUUGCUCACAAUGACUUGCUUUCUGGAAAUAUAAUGGUAAAUGAAGAAGAAGAGAAGCUUUAUUUCAUUGAUUUUGAGUAUGGAUCAUACAACUACAGAGGCUUUGACAUCGGAAACCAUUUCAAUGAAUAUGCAGGCUUUGAGUGUGACUAUAGCUUGUGCCCAAAUAAAGAUGAACAGAACCAUUUCUUCAGGCAUUAUUUACAACCUGAUAAACCACAUGAGGUCUCUGAAAAUGACCUUGAAGCUCUCUAUGUUGAGGCAAAUACAUUCAUGCUGGCUGGGCACUUGUAUUGGGCUUUAUGGGCACUGAUUCAGGCAAAGAUGUCUCCUAUCGACUUCGAUUAUAUUAGCUACUUUUUCCUUCGCUACAAUGAGUACAAAAAGCAGAAGGAGACGUGCUUUUCCCUUGCACAAUCUUUCCUAUCAAGAUCUGGAACAAGUUAAAAUUGUUGUUCAACAUACUGUUAGCGGGUUGUGUAUCUGCUUGAUAGCCUUGCAUAAUAUUCUUUUGUACCCAUUGAUGAGAAAGAUGCUCAUAUAACAAUUAGAAGAAAUAAUAGAAUCUCAGAUUCCCCCAUUUAUCACUUUUAUAAUUGCAUGAUACAUGUAACACGU